AUGCGCGCUUCAUUCAUUGCUAUUGCUGUGGCCGCAGUUGCCGUCCAGGCCGCUCCCGCAGUCAUCGAGGCUCGCGAUGACGUCGCCGACGCUGCCCCCGCCAGCACCGCAGCCACCAACCCCGUCGUACCCGGCAUACCCGCCGCACUCCCCGCUAUCCCCGCCGCCUGCUCACCCACCCCGGGCAUUGACACCGUGGCCCUCUACGACAAGGUUUUUGCCUUUCAGAAGGCGUACCUGUUUGACAAGAACAACAACGAGACCUUCAAGUACUAUACCACCGACUUCCAGAGCAUUUGGCGCCGCGGAUCCUUUACCAGGGACGAAUUUUGGGCCACAGACAACGUCCAAAACUGGAUGGGUGUGUCGAGCUAUCCCACGGAUUCGUCCUUCAAGGACAACAGGCUGCACGUCGCCUAUGAUUUGGGCGUGAACAGGACCGGUCAUGCCGGUGACGAUUUUGUCUGGAAGGAUGGCUGCAUUAUCUCGCAGCAGCAGACGCCCAGCUAA
Molecule: messenger RNA, 510 nt
Organism: Pyricularia oryzae 70-15
Lineage: Eukaryota; Fungi; Ascomycota; Sordariomycetes; Magnaporthales; Pyriculariaceae
Exons: 2
Coding region: 1-510 (169 amino acids)
Source: RefSeq, a predicted model, not a curated record